GUGUGGAAGAAUCAAUCUGCGUGCCAAUUAACCACAGGGUGCCCAGAAGUCGACUUCAAGCCGUAAAGUUAUUACGAGUAUAAUAGUCAUCAGAUAAAUAUAAAAAAAUCUAAGUUGCAUACUUUUGGUUCCCAGGACUACGAAUUUCAUUUUUUUCUUAGACGGAGUGACGGACAGUGUCAUUCUACGUAGUGACAACAAGACAGACAGUAACGCCAGUUUUAUUAAUUCAUGAUUGUGAAGUGCUACAUGUCUGUGUACAUCGUACAUAAAUACGCCAACAUGCACCUCGUUUAUGGGGAAUGUAAAUGCAAUGCUAGUGCUGCAACCAGGCUUUCCUUACGAGGACAGCGUACUACAAGUAGUGGAAGGAGACCCGAGUACUUCAGUCCGUCAAAUAGAAGCAAGCACGGGAGUGCCAAAAAGAAUAGCCCACCAAAUAUUACGAAAGAACGAGCACCACCCAUACCACGUACAGCGAGUAAAAUCUCUAAAACCUCGGGACUAUCUUCCAAGAGUUGAGUUUUGUCAAACAAUGUUACAGAUACACUGGACAGAUCCGCGAUUUUUAGAGAAAAUUUUAUGGACUGAUGAGUCGACAUUUAAAAAAAAAUGGUUUUAUGAAUCUACACAUCUUACACGAUUGGUAUGUAGAAAAUUCACAUUUGAUGAGUAAAGAUAGCUCACAGUAUCGUUUUAAAGUAAACAUGUUGACCGGGAUUCUAAAUUGACAAAUCAUUGUACCCUUUGAGUUGCCAGAAUUCUUGAAUGGAGAUUUUUAUUUAGACUUUUUACAAAAUGAUUAACUAAAUUCAUUGGAAGAUGUGCCACUAAGCAGCACUAAGAGACAUGCGGUACCAGCAAGACGGAUGCCCGGCGCACUAUGCCCGUUCAGUUGGAGAAUAUCUUGAUGCGUCUGAUCAUUUUUAAGAUGCCAAGCUUGCAUUGCUGCUGAAGGACGGCGGUUUGAAGAUUUAUUGUGAAUUUUAUAAAUGCAUUCAUGAAUUACAAAAGUGGCGUUACUAUAUAUCUUGCUUUCACUACGUAGAACGACACUGUCCGUCACUCGGAUGUUAUUGAAGGGAAAAAUGAAAAGAGGAAGCACACAUUAACGAAGGUCAAUGACUUCUCGAACUCAAUUUUGUGUCUCCCCACUUGAAGUUGUCCUGCAACAUGAAGUAUGCCAUCCAGUAGAACAAAUUGAAAAAUCCAAAGGAUGCAGGAAAAACUACUCUAGCUGUCCUGUCUAUUAGCGAUACACUAUUAAUGUGUCUCAUGUGACCAUGUUGGUUUCCUGAAAAUAAAGAAACAUUCAUCAUA
This is a messenger RNA of Acanthoscelides obtectus, 1320 nucleotides long. NCBI's taxonomy places the organism in Eukaryota, Metazoa, Arthropoda, Insecta, Coleoptera, Chrysomelidae. The record is from the annotation of a GenBank genome assembly.